UCGAAUCGAGUAUUGUUAUAUGGCAACAUUAAUUUGAGAAAAGACAAACUGUCAAAAUAUUUUUUGUCUAUAGUCUCUUUUUCAUCCGAUUGUCAAGAUGGGUAUCGACAUCAACCAUAAACACGACAGGAAAGUUCGGCGCACCGAAGUCAAAUCCCAGGAUGUAUACCUGAGGCUGCUUGUAAAACUGUACAGGUAUUUGGCUAGGCGUACCAAUGCUAAGUUCAACCAGAUUGUUCUGAGGCGUCUAUUCAUGAGCCGCAUCAACCGCCCGCCGCUAUCUCUGUCGCGCCUGGCACGUCACAUGAAGAAGCCCACUCGUGAGGGUCUGAUCGCCGUGGUUGUAGGAACCAUCACCAACGACACCAGACUGUACAAGGUCCCGAAGAUGACCGUCGCCGCGCUGCACGUCACGGAGAAGGCUCGCGCUCGCAUCCUCGACGCUGGUGGUGAGAUCCUGACAUUCGACCAGCUGGCUCUGCGCGCGCCCACCGGCCGCAAGACUGUGCUCAUCCAGGGACAACGCAACGCCCGUGAGGCUGUCCGCCACUUCGGACCCGCCCCCGGCGCGCCGCGGUCACACACCAAGCCCUACGUCCGCUCCAAGGGACACGAACAGGCCAAGCCCAGCCGUCGUUCUAACGUGUAAUUCUUUAAUAUAAGAGUACAGAAAA
Messenger RNA from Plutella xylostella (diamondback moth), 674 nucleotides. It is a transcript of the gene RpL18, whose product is annotated as ribosomal protein L18. Lineage: Eukaryota; Metazoa; Arthropoda; Insecta; Lepidoptera; Plutellidae. Gene Ontology annotation, cellular component: cytosolic large ribosomal subunit; ribosome. Gene Ontology annotation, biological process: translation. Gene Ontology annotation, molecular function: RNA binding; structural constituent of ribosome. The record is from RefSeq and is a predicted model, not a curated record.